GAGGGCGGGGCCAAGACAAGGGGCGGGGCUGCCGAGACCUUGGGCCCGCGAGAGCGAAAAUUUGGGUUCGAUUAAGCCGCAUAGGAAAAGAUCAGGGAAGUCUGGGCCCAUCUGGGCGUCGGAGCCCGCUAGGUCAGCCGUCAUCGAAUACAGAAUAUGUUUUCGAGGACGCUAAUAUAUAGUCAUGACCAAUUUCAGUUCCUCUACUUUCUGCGGGCCGUGGCAAUAAAAAAAAAAACUACAUCUCCCAGAAACCUCCACGAAAAUAAGGCUCACCUUGCGUAACCGCGUAGUCCUUCGCCGCAUUGGGGCAAAAUAAUCCCUUCAUUUUUCUGAAGGGACCGUGGAAAAUAUUUCAUUUUUCUCCUCACCGGAGCAAUUGUAAAUGCUGUGCGGUAAGAGGAGUUACCUGUGGAAAGGUGGUUAAGAGAUUAGGUAAAGAAAAGGAAAGGACACCAAAAUAAAGUGCUGCGGAAGAAUUUUUGUCCAGCUGUGAGACGACGAGUGCGUGAAGUGAAGGCGAUUGAGAGGGGCUGAGGGAAUUGUCCUCUGUGCAAGGGACUUUCUUUAGGCCCCAGGCCCCUUCCUGCCCCUGUCGUCAGCAGAGAGAUGGAAAACUUGAUGACUAGCUCCACCCUACCGCCCCUUUUUGCAGAUGAAGAUGGCUCCAAGGAGAGUAAUGAUCUGGCUACCACUGGGUUAAAUCACCCAGAGGUUCCAUACAGUAGUGGCGCCACAUCAUCCACCAACAAUCCAGAAUUUGUGGAGGAUCUCUCCCAAGGUCAGUUGCUUCAGAGUGAGUCUUCAAAUGCAGCAGAAGGCAAUGAACAGAGGCAUGAAGAUGAGCAACGAAGUAAACGAGGAGGUUGGUCCAAAGGAAGAAAGAGGAAGAAACCUCUUCGAGACAGCAAUGCACCCAAAUCCCCUCUUACAGGAUAUGUUCGGUUCAUGAAUGAGCGUCGAGAACAGCUUCGAGCAAAGAGACCAGAAGUCCCAUUUCCAGAAAUCACAAGGAUGUUAGGCAAUGAAUGGAGUAAACUGCCUCCUGAGGAAAAACAGCGCUACCUUGAUGAAGCAGACAGAGAUAAGGAGCGCUACAUGAAGGAACUGGAACAGUAUCAGAAAACUGAGGCCUACAAGGUCUUCAGUAGGAAAACCCAGGACCGUCAGAAAGGCAAAUCUCAUAGGCAAGAUGCAGCCCGGCAGGCCACUCAUGAUCAUGAGAAAGAAACAGAGGUAAAGGAACGGUCUGUUUUUGACAUCCCUAUAUUUACAGAGGAAUUCUUGAACCAUAGCAAAGCUCGGGAGGCAGAGCUCCGCCAGCUUCGCAAAUCCAACAUGGAGUUUGAGGAGAGGAAUGCAGCCCUGCAAAAGCACGUGGAGAGCAUGCGCACAGCAGUGGAGAAGCUGGAGGUGGAUGUGAUCCAGGAGCGGAGCCGCAACACAGUCUUACAGCAGCACCUGGAGACCCUGCGGCAGGUGCUGACCAGCAGCUUUGCCAGCAUGCCCUUGCCUGGAAGUGGAGAGACACCUACAGUGGACACCAUUGACUCAUAUAUGAACAGACUGCACAGUAUUAUUUUAGCUAAUCCCCAAGACAAUGAAAACUUCAUAGCUACAGUUCGAGAAGUUGUGAACAGACUUGAUCGUUAGGGAAUGGUCUUAGAGCUCCAAGAUGUUCCAUAAGUGUUUUUACUUGUAAGGAAUGAGAAGCCAUCCAUGGAAAUUUGAACUGAGUUGGGGUGGAGAAAGAGUGCAGAUCCCUUUGCUUGUGAAAGAAUUUUCAGUGAGUGAAAGGCCGUCACCCCAGGAAGCCAUAUGAGGGAGCAGCAACAUGUAUAUGAGCUUCCUGUGGAAUUGUCCUUCUGUGAAACUUUGAAGGUAUGCAGCCACUCUCCCAGGUCUUCAGGUUCCUACCAUUUCCAUUUCUGUUAAAGUGGAGCUGCAUAUCUUCAGCUUACUGGGUGACCCUGAUGCUGACAUCUGCUGCUGCAGAAAGGAAGACUUCUCAUGUUGUAAUUUCACUUAGACCCUUUUAUCAGUGGAGCUCCAGUUUUCUUACCUACUUGUCACUUUUUUUAAAUGCCUCUGGGGGUUAUUUUUGCUUUUCUUGGCCCCCACCAAUUUAUACAUCUCCAUUUUCUGACCUCUGAACUUUGUUGCUCAGCAAGGUUCUGAAGGAGAGUUUCUUGCAUUAGACAGGUCCAAUCUUCUCCCAUCAUUGCCCUGCUGUGACUCCAAAGAAAGGAGCUGCUUGUUGAUAGCGCCAUGUGGAGCAAGGCUAUGUUUCCUACCCCACAUGGUGCUCAGUGGGUACCAGUCUUAGUGUGGCUUUGUGAUUGCUGCCCUAAAGGAGAAUGCUUUGUGAUUGCUGCCCUAAAGGAGAAUGCUCUUUCCUUCCUCACUGGUACUGCCUACUGUUUUCUAAGCAUUGCUCCUGCACAGACAUGGAGUCCCAGCCCCAGCAAGGCUCUUCUGUUCCCAUCCAUUGACAAUGUCUUGUGGAGCAUUUUUGCUGAGGAAAAGGUCACUUGUAAACAGAGGAGAAAGGGAAAGAGUACAAAGGGCCAAAGUUUAUUGUAAGUGAAAACUGAGGGAAUUCCUGUCUUCUUUAGGAGUAAUGAUUCAUGGAUCUAAAUAGGUGGAAAUAUCAUUCAAAAUAGUCACUUGAGCUCACAAAAAAAGCAAGGAAGAAUUCUCAUGUCCUUUGUCUUCCUUCUGUAGCGAUGAACUGCUGAUCCAUGUGAAGAAGACAGGCUUCCCUUCCUUCUCCCUCCUUAGUGAUUUUUUUCAUUUAACAGCAUAAGUAAAGAGGACUUUCUGGUUCAUUUUUUUGUUUGUUUGUUUUGUUUUGUUUAGAGAUGAGGUCUCGCUGUGUUGCCCAGGCUGGAGUGCGGUGGCUAUUCACAGAUGCUAUCAUAACACACUACAGCCUCCAACUCUUGGGCUCAAGCAUCACGCCUAGCAGUUUCUGGUUCCUUUAACAGCAAAAGGAAAGAGAGGUUCUGAUUCUUACCUCAGGGUUUUUUGGUUGUUUCUUUGUUUUGUUUUUGUUUUGACACUCUAGCACAAGGCUAAAGGUUAUAGCUGAGAUCUUUGGAACCAAAGCAGAGCAAGCAGAGCCCAUUGUCUGGGCACCACACCACUGCAGGCAGGUGGAUAGAAGUGUGACCCCUCUCACAAUAUGCCCGUAAGUCAGAGUGUAGGGCAGAACUCCCUGUCAAGUUGCUACACCAUCCUGUCUUCUCAGCAUCUCCUUGCCUGUUUUCUUUAUUAGUCCAAAGGAAAACAGCAACAAAAUCUGUUUUUAAAAUGUCUUAUGUGAACAUACAUCAGAUAUCCAUGUGCUGAAACCCACAUACCAUCACUUGGCAAAUUUUUAGAAUAAGACCCCAUUAUUAUCUAUUGCUAUAAACCUAGCCAGCUCUCUUGCUCUUCUGUAUUUUCCUAUUUCCCUGCCAUCAUCUGUAUUUCUGCCGCUUCUCUUAGACUCCUUGUCUGCAAAGUCCAAGCCAGAAUUCACUGUCUAUGGCAGAAGGACAUCCAGAGCCCAUUCUGGAGGUUGGUUUCUUCCUUCUGCCAGAUGCUUUCUGUCCUCUCUUCCUUCCUCCUCAUAUUUCUGUUACUCAUUUGUGUUCAGUUUUGUGCAGCAUUGUUAGCACUGCUUUUGUGACCAGAAAAGGCCAUAACGUGGUCCAGGAUCAUCAUUCUCCUGACUCUAGAUGGGACACUUGACAGUGACUUGAAACAUUUGCAUAUUCAGGAAUACAUGAGAUCUCAAGAGAGCCUACAGUAUGAAAUCAUUUUCAGAAAAUAAGCAGCUUGCUUUUGAAAUGCUCUCUUUCCCAGUAGCUACUCACCUGCCUCUGGUGGCUGGGAUUCAGAUGCCACAAAACUGUCAGUAUCUGUAGAGCAGGCCUUUGCCACCUCCUCUCUCCUCUGUGCUCAAUGAGGAGGCAGUAAAUGAAGUUACAGGCUAGCACAAUACCUAAUUCAUAUUGCCCAGUACACCUGUAGAUAUUACUGUACUUUAUGUUCUCAAGAAAUAAGCUGUUGCCUGUUCAGUGUUACAGAUUUCUUUGUUUCUUUUUAAUUAAAACAGAAGGAGCAGCUGAGGAAAGGGAGACAAGGUAUUUUAUUUCUGACUAAUUUUAGAAAAAACUUGUGUACAUGUGUUUGGAACUGUUGAAAUGCCAAGUUUUCUGUAUAAGUGUUUUUGUAAUUAAACUUUCAGAUUUUCUUUGUUUUUUAAGAAGUUGAUAUGCUUGUUUGACAUUUGUCUCAUUAAAACUUUUCUAUGUUGAAUUCA
Messenger RNA from Macaca mulatta (Rhesus monkey), 4309 nucleotides. RefSeq names its product high mobility group 20A (gene HMG20A). Gene Ontology annotation, biological process: regulation of gene expression. The record is from RefSeq and is a predicted model, not a curated record. Gene Ontology annotation, cellular component: nucleus. NCBI's taxonomy places the organism in Eukaryota, Metazoa, Chordata, Mammalia, Primates, Cercopithecidae.